This is a messenger RNA of Selaginella moellendorffii, 2445 nucleotides long. RefSeq names its product pentatricopeptide repeat-containing protein At4g02750-like. The record is from RefSeq and is a predicted model, not a curated record. The transcript has 4 exons. The coding region runs from base 1 to 2445 and encodes 814 amino acids. Lineage: Eukaryota; Viridiplantae; Streptophyta; Lycopodiopsida; Selaginellales; Selaginellaceae. Gene Ontology annotation, molecular function: protein binding; RNA binding. Gene Ontology annotation, biological process: RNA modification.
AUGAUCAAAUGCUCUGGGUCUCCAAGACCGCAGCGAUAUCCUCUAACAUGCCGGCGAUUCUCUCUCGCAUCUUGUGCUGCUGUUCUUCCCGAACAGGAAUCAUGUCGCACCUACAGCGCCUGCGUCUCCCGAUUGCAGCAAUGUAUCAAAUCCCAGGCGCUCCGCGAUGGCCAAAGGAUUCACGAUUGGAUACUGGGCUCUUCGCUGCGCGGCGACACCUUUCUGGGCAACCUGGUGAUCCAGAUGUAUGGCACCUGCGGCAAUGUGGCCGGAUCCUGGUGGGUGUUUGGAGAAGGCAUCCAUCGCCGCAAUGUUUUCUCGUGGAACACAAUGAUGGGAGCGUUUCUUUCGAGCUACCAGGUGGACGAAGCAAUGAUCCUGUUCGGGAAAAUGCCCCAGAGGGAUGUUGUCUCCUGGAACACCAUACUUGCAGCAAAUGCCCAACUAGGCGAUUUGGACUUCUUACAAACAAUAUUUGGUCAAAUGCCACAGAGAGGUGUGAUUUCAUGGAAUACAAUGAUAACAUCCUUUGCGCAAUCAAAAGAUACGUCCCGCGCGAUCGAAUCUUUUGCGAAAAUGCCAAAGCAUACAGUCGUAAGCUGGACCGCGGCGCUGACUGCAUUUGCCGAAAAUGGGCAUCUGGAUAACGCAUGUGUUCUUUUCGAUUAUAUGCCCGAGCGAAACGACGUCUCUUGGAGCGCAAUGGCGGCCGCCUACGCCGAACACCUCCUUCCGGAUCGCGCCAUCGAAGUUGUCUCCGCACGGAUGCCGCAGUGGAGCAUCACCUCCCUGAGCUCGCUCAUCCAGGCGGUCCUUCAAUCCCACCGCCCGGAUCAGGCAUGGAUCGUCUUCGCUCAGAUGAACGAGCGCAACGAGUUUGCCUGGAACAUCAUGCUCCAGGGUCUGUUCUUUCACGAUUUCCCCGCCGGGGAGCUUGUUCUCGAUAAAAUGCCCUGCUGGGACGUUAUCGCUUGCAAUACCUCCAUUGUAGCAUAUGCCCAAAACGGACAUAUUGCGAAAUCUCGCGCUAUUUUCUUUGCGAUGCCGCACUGUUCGGUGGCUUCUUGGAACGCCAUUCUUGACGCAUUUGUGCAGAUAAACUCGGUGGAAGAAGCUAGUCGGAUAUUCUGUCUGAUGCCUUGCCAAGACGCAGUGUCGUGGACGGCAAUCCUGGCAGUGUAUGCUCAGAAUGGGCAUGUCACCAAAGCGCAGGGCCUGUUUCAGAAAAUGCCGGCGGGAAGGAGCACAUUUGCAUGGAAUUCACUGCUCCACGCGUGGAGCCAGGCUAAAUUUCCUCACACGGUGGCCGCCAUCUUCCAUCGCAUGCCCGGGCAAGACUUGGUUUCCUGGAACACUCUUCUCGCAGCCUAUGCUCGCAGCGGUUUUGCAAGAGAAUCGCUGCAAAUCCUGUGCCGCAUGGAUCUGGAAGCCGUGGGGAUAGACGAGAUCACUUUCAUCAGCGUCUUGGAUUCCAUCUCUGCGGCCUCCACAAACUGUGAUAGCAGGUUCCUCCUCGAUGAGUUUCUGGGCAAUCCAGAAGCUUACAGUCUCGUCCAAAGUUCUUGCGUGGUGGCAAACGCGCUCGUCGCCGCCUGUGCGAAGUCUGGCUAUCUCGCCGAUGCCUGGACAGUCUUUUGCAACGCCAGUCACCGGGACAUCACUUGCUGGAGCUCCAUGCUCUCGGCCUAUGCGUUAAACGGCCACGAGCUCCAAUCCUUGACGCUUUUCCAAUGCAUGCUACUCUCGGGCCUGGUUCCGGACGAGACCAUCGUCGCGAUUCUGCUCUCCGCUUGCUCGCACGCCGGCCUCGUCGAAUCUGGAGUGGAGUUCUUCCGCUCCUUGAGUCAGGACUUUAACGAAGUGGAAGCCAACUUGGAUCACUACUCUUGCUUGAUCGAUCUCCUGGCGAGAGCUGGGAUGCUCGAGGAGGCCGCGAGUGUGAUCCAGGAGAUGCAAUUCGAGGCCAGCUUGCUCAUUUGGACGUCAAUCAUGGCCGGCUGCAUUGUUCAUGGGGACGUGACUAGAGCAUUGCUGGCUGCCGAGGAGAUCGCUAGAACGCAUCCAGAUAGUGGCGUUGGACCGAACCUUGAGAAAUCGCUUGACAAGCAAAGAUAUAUCGAGAUUAAAUUUUCAAAGAACGUGAAACCUAUGCUGACCGACAAGGUGCCUGUUUGGGGAUUGAUUGGUUUGACCGCAGCUGGCGGCUUCUUUGGCCGAGCGAUCCUCCCCAAUCGACGGCAGGCAUGUUUAAAGCGGUGGAGAGUUCUCGAGCAAUGCCCGUGCUCUCGAUCGACCGGAUUCUCUAGUAUGCAAGCGCUAGGUUUUCCUGGUCUUGAGAGGAAAUCCGGUGGCGGCAGUGGAAAUUUCCAGGGACAUGGCUCGAUAUUUCCGUCAGCUGCUCAAGCCGGUUACGUAGAUCGCUCGCACGGGGCGCAAGAAGAUUAA